AUGACGAGACUCGUCCCCGUCGUCCUUGUCCUCUUUGCUGCCCUGUUUUCCGGCCAAGCCGCCGGAGAUCUCAUCUCCACGGUUUGCAAGAACACCGAUUACCCUGGUUUCUGCGAGUCCACCCUCCGUAAGUUCACGGGAUCCCCCUACGCCGACAAAAAACGCCUAGCUCAGAUGAUGUUGAUGUCGGGCGCCCUCGACGAAGCCACAUCCACCUUGAACGUCAUCAUCAAACUCCUCGAAGAUCCCAAUAUUGGUCAACUCAAAAAGGAGAUUCUGGGCAGCUGCCGACUUGGCUUCGGCCUGGCCGUUAAUUCGGACGCCAACGCCGUAAAAGACUUCGACAGUGGCUCGUACGCCGAGGCUGCGCGUGAAGUUGGUUCGGGAGCUGAUGCUGGAAGUGCUUGCGACGCGCUGUUCAAGAACGCCGGAUUAGACGGCUCGCCGGUGCCGGACGGCGGGUUAAGGCACCGCCAACUCGCUGUCGUCGCCCAACAACUUAUCAAACAGCUGCCUUAA
Molecule: messenger RNA, 519 nt
Organism: Ipomoea nil (Japanese morning glory)
Lineage: Eukaryota; Viridiplantae; Streptophyta; Magnoliopsida; Solanales; Convolvulaceae
Exons: 1
Coding region: 1-519 (172 amino acids)
Molecular function (GO): enzyme inhibitor activity
Source: RefSeq, a predicted model, not a curated record